Molecule: messenger RNA, 790 nt
Organism: Serinus canaria (Common canary)
Lineage: Eukaryota; Metazoa; Chordata; Aves; Passeriformes; Fringillidae
Gene: SLA2
Product: Src like adaptor 2
Source: RefSeq, a predicted model, not a curated record
AUGCUCACGUUCUGCUCCAUAUCAGGACAGGGUCCUGGGACAGCCCAGCCAAGGGCCCUUGCUCUGUGCCUGCCAGGCUGCUAUUCCCUGUUGGUGCACUGUGGCAAAUGCUCUGCCUGGGCCUCAGUGACUCACUACCACAUCCACCGACUGGAUAACAGAUGGCAUCACAUCUCACCCUGGCUCACCUUCCCCAGUCUGCAGAACUUGGUGGACCACUACUCUGAGCUCAGUGAGGGGCUCUGCCACCCUGUCUCCAAGCCCUGCCCCAUGGUUGUGGCCCCAGCCCCCACAGCACUCACCAUCCUCAGGAAGCCAUCACUCCACUGGGACAAGAUUGAGAGCUGCCUCCUGUUCUUGGAGACCAUAUUCCCACUGGAGGACUCUCCCAUCAGCCAUGGCCUGAGGGAAGCCAUCAGCUCUUACCUCUCAGAGACUGACAUCCCCGAGCCAGACCCCACAGGAAAGGUGGUUGUUAUGGAUGAGUAAAGUAAUAGCCAGCUCUCACAGUUAAGAGAUAGAUAUUAUGUGGAUGUAUAGUGAUGUUACUGUAAUAUGUCCUCCCAUAGACCUCUUUCCCCUCCCCCUUGUAAUAGCCUCGGUAGUGAGGGCAUUUGGGAGGGCCGGCUUGUUUCCAGGCGGCUCAACAUGACAACACCUGGCCUCCAAUCAAGAUGCAAGAAAGUGAUCACCAAAGGAUUGCAGAGACGGACUUGACUGACAAAACUCUGGGGGGGACUAAGGGUAUAAAAGGCAGAGCAUCCAUUUUGUAGAUGAGCUAGUUAGGGAG